GGGUUUUGGAGUGAAAUGGUUUUUUUAUUAUGUGGGAGGGGAUUCCCAUAAAAUAUCAAACAUUUACCAUUUACAAGUUAUAGUCCUUUCCUUUUGUCAUCUGGUUGGUGAGUUUUUAGAACAUUUCCCUUGUUACUCCUAAGUUGUUCGCCAUUAUUAUUUGUUGCUGCUGCCAUUUAUUGAAUGCAUCUCAUUUACUUCAAUCUCUGAGCUGGGCAUGAUUCUUGUGUUUUCUUCUUUUAUCAAUUCUCAUCUGUAAUUUGUUGUUUCCUCCUAACAACAUUAUUAGCACCCAAAAAGCUGUUAAACCCCCACUAAUCUGAAUCCUGUUCAUGCAUUUUGAUACUCUAAAAAUCAAUCCUUUUUAUGAUAACUGAUUUCUACCCUGUCUUUGCAUACAUUUGUAUUGUCAAAUCCCAAUCCUUGAUUCUUGGGUUUUCAGGAAAAGCCUUUCUUAAUCUGAUAUAUUCAUCAAAAACCCCCUUUUUUUUUUCCUGUAUUCAUACAGUUUCAUAUGAAAUCUUGAAGUUUUAUACAAUCUUGGGGUUUGUUUUUUGAGAGUGAUGCGAAUUGGGACUACCAAAAAUGGCAAAUCUUGUUCCUGGGGUGCUUCUCAAGCUUCUACAACACAUGAACACAGAUGUGAAGGUCGCCGGCGAGCAUAGGUCUUCUCUGUUGCAAGUAGUGAGCAUAGUCCCUGCAUUAGCCGGAGGUGAGCUUUUCCCUAACCAAGGGUUUUACCUAAAGGUUUCGGAUUCCUCUCAUGCCACAUAUGUUUCUUUACCGGAUGAACAUGAUGAUUUGAUUCUCAGUGAUAAGAUCCAGUUAGGUCAGUUUAUUCACGUUGACCGGCUGGAGUCUGGUUCGCCGGUCCCCAUUCUCCGGGGGGUUAGGCCAGUCCCCGGCCGGCACCCUUGCGUUGGAACUCCAGAGGAUCUUGUUGCAACCCACUCACCUGGGUUCCUCAGUAAUGGUAGUAAUGGUAGUUCUUCAGGGUCAAAGCCGGGGGAGAAGGUAAAGUCAGUCUCAAAUGUAGGAAUAGGGAAUGGUCAUGGUAGGGAGAAGGAGAAACCGGUGGGGGUUAGAUCCAAUGCAAGUGCUAAGGAGGAUCAAACAGAUAAGAAAAAACCAUCUUUGACUGUAUCAAACUCAUCAAAAUCUCAGUUAUUAAGACUGGGAUUGAAUUUGGAAGUGAAGAAGGAGUCUUCAGGGAAAGUGAAGUCACAGAGUUCACAGGGUUCGCGGUCAAUUCCUUCUUCUCCUACAAGUUGUUACUCAUUGCCAACUUCCUUUGAGAAGUUUGCAAAUGGUAUGAAGCAGCAGGCAAGGAUUAAAGGGCUAGAUAAGGGAAGUCCCAAGGUGGGAUCAGCAGAAAAGGCAGUUUCUCUUCAUGGAGCAAGUACACCCAGGAAACAGGUUCCGGUCAUCAAGACUAUGGUUCAGGGGAUUGAGUUGGGAGCAAAGGCUUUGAGAAAGAGUUGGGAAGGGAAUAUUGAAAUUAAGACUAGGGAUAAUUCUAAAAUGAGGGGCACCAAACAUGAACUGAAGUCUGAAUCUCGGAGUAUUUCUACCCCUCGAAAGAGCACAUCAAGUGAAAGGCUGCCAUCUAAAGAAGAGAAUAAAUUCCAGAUAUCUUCGAAGUCCUCAAAGGGGGAUGGUAAAGUUCAGGCAUCGGUUAAGAAAGUCAUUGCAAAUGGAGGGUCAGAUGAUCAAGAAAAGCCAACUAAGCCAAGAAUCUCUAUUGGAAAAAAAUCAUCUGGAGAAGCAGCUAAUAAUGGAGCCCUAGGGAAUUUGGUCAAAGUGUCAGUAAACAGUAAAAGAUUGACAGAAGGAAGUGUUUCAUGGGGUUCACUUCCCUCUUCUCUUGCAAAGCUAGGAAAGGAAGUCAUGAGACAGAGAGAUGCAGCGCAAACAGCAGCAAUUGAAGCUUUACAAGAGGCAGCUGCUUCGGAGAGCUUAAUUCGAUGUUUAAGCAUUUAUUCUGAUUUAACUACCUCUGCGAAGGAAGAUAACCCACAACCAGCAGUAGAGCAGUUCUUGGCCCUCCAAGCAAGCUUGGAUAAUGCUCGUAAUAUUGCAGAUUCUUUAUCAAAAACUAUUCCAGUUGGUGAAUCUCCCGAUCACGAAGGAAAUCCCUCAGAAGAAGCAUUAAGGAUCACAUCAGAAAGACAAAAACAGGCAUCCUCAUGGGUGCAGGCUGCAUUGGCAACCAAUCUAUCAUCCUUCUCUGUAUUCAGUAAAGACGUUAAUUCUAUUGUGAGUCAUACUUCAGCUUCUACACAAGGCCAGAAAACUUUCCCUGGGAAUCAACCUAUUUUGAUCGUAGAAAAUUCCACCAAGAAUGCUUCAGCAAAAGCACAAGGAAAAACUCGCCCAGUAGUUGGCUCUAAGCUUGUGGCACAAGGAGUUCUUCGAAAGCCAGGGGAUGGUUCAGGCACUGGUCAAAAGACACAAGUUCAGCCUCCACCUGAAUGGACCAAAGGAAGUGGCCUUGAUGAGGCUCUUGACUUGGCUGACAUGUUGCAAAUGGAGUCCCAGGAUUGGUUCCUGGGAUUCGUUGAGAAUUUUCUGGAUGCCGAUGUGGACAUAUCAGCUUUAUCAGACAAUGGCCAAAUAGCAGGCAUGCUGACACAGCUCAAGAGUGUUAAUGACUGGUUAGACAAAAUAGGUUCAAACAAAGAUGAAGAGGAGAUGCCCCAGGUUUCAGCAGAGACCAUUGACAGGCUGCGAAAGAAAAUUUAUGAGUACCUUCUUACUCAUGUUGAAUCCGCGGCAGCUGCCCUAGGUUGUGGAUCACAACCAUCACCAACUACAGGAACAAAUGAAACAAAAGCGAAAAGGUGAGUCGAUAGAGUUUGAUCAUCUACAUGAAAUGCGGAAUUGCAGGUUUUCAGAUUCUACAGUCCUAAACCACCAAGUGGACCUAGGAACUUAUUUGAUGUGUACAUAAAUCCUAUUGGGUUUAAAGUAUAGACGGAAAGCAGUCAUUCAUAUCAAAGGAAAGGCAUUUGAUUGAUGUGAAGAACAUGAUUUCUUUUAUCUCCUAUUUUCUACAGUUUUUUUACUACACAAAUGAAAACCGUAUGACUAG
Rubroshorea leprosula is the source of this 3091-nucleotide messenger RNA. The record is from the annotation of a GenBank genome assembly. Lineage: Eukaryota; Viridiplantae; Streptophyta; Magnoliopsida; Malvales; Dipterocarpaceae.